Cylindrotheca closterium is the source of this 5028-nucleotide messenger RNA. The record is from the annotation of a GenBank genome assembly. NCBI's taxonomy places the organism in Eukaryota, Bacillariophyta, Bacillariophyceae, Bacillariales, Bacillariaceae.
AUGACGACAUUCCCCGUUCGAAUUACCAACGAAACGUCUGGAAGGUGGUUCCAAUUGAUGGUUGAUGCUUCCGACGAAAUGACUAUAUUUGAUGCCAUCUACGAUCGUCAUGAGCUCAAGACAAAUCAUGUGCGGAAAUGGAAUUCAGACUUGAUGAGGGGAAUCAAAACAGGCGCUGUGGAAAUAUUUAUCGAGGUUGUCGACGAGCAAUCGUUAAUGGCAGUCGAAUCCUUCUCCAUUGACCAAAUGAAGACGACCAACACGAGGGAAUUACUCAAAUUCUCUAAUGGUGUUUCCAGAACGAGCAACGUGGUCAACCUCCUUCUUCGCUGUCAACAGACACCAGGGGACCAAGCAAUGGAAACCACAACAAACACCACAAAUACAGCUACCAAAACAGAUCCACAUCCACUGCACCGCACGUUGCGACCGAAAGAAUUUGACGUAUCGCUGUCUCCCAUGUCGACUGGUGGUGCGAAUCAUUUGCGAAUUCGAAUGACCGCCGAUGAUUUGAAAAAGGGCAUUCUCAAACCCACGACCUCUGACGAAUCAAUAGAAACUUCGCAACCUUCCGUUGAGUCGUCUGGCAAGAUUAGUGGUACGGUCCGUGUCAGAAUAGAAAACGAGAGAUCGGGCAGGUCCAAGUAUCUACUGGUCACGGUGAACCAAAAACUGAAUCUUUUCGAUGCCAUUUACAACCACAAAGAUGUCAAGAAAGCUAAUGUUCGAAAAUGGGGAGCGGAAAUUGCCAAAGCUGUCAAGUCCAAGACUUCCGAAAUCAGAUGCCUACUUUGGGAUGAAUCCAUCCAAGAACCAUACCAUUCCUUUUCGAUAGACGACUUGAAAACCACAAGUACAAAGCAACUGCUUGAGAUUGCAGCAGAACCAGCGGGUGUCAUCAAACUUGUUUUGCGCUGCUACGAUAUAAACGUUGCUGCUGGCAAUAAUUCUUCAAGCCAAGCAGGACCAUCGCUACUGGAAGAAGCUCCUGACGAUCAACUACUUUCUUCCAUUCGGCGGUCACAAUCUACGUCAACAGUUGGGUCAAUAGCAGAGGAGGUAGCAUCGGUGAAGUCCAAGAGUCUUGCAGAGCUAGAUCUGUUGACACAAGAGAAACGGGAGACGAGGUCUGCCUAUUCUGCGAGUCUGGAUGAUUCUAACCAUAGACACUACGCUGCGAGUCUAGAUGAUUCACAACAAAGAAACAAGGAGACUAUGAGAGUCCGAGUCGUGAACCAGAUAUCCAAACGACACAAAGAUUUGAUUGUAGAUGUUAGAGAAGAUUUGACCGUCGAUAAUGCAAUAUACAACAAUCAAGGUGUGAAGCGCGCCAAUGUUCGAAAGUGGACUUCGGAAGUAGUGCGCGACGUCAAGAAAGGAAUCCUGGAGGUGCAAAUGCAUGUUUGGGAUUCUGCGUUGGAUUCGGCUCGUAAGGUAUACACGACAAACGAGCUGUCCUCGCUUAGCACGAGAGACCUUCUACAGUCUUCUCUCGACACGGAUGAUCUAAUUGAGCUUCGAUUGGUAUGCGUCCGAAAGGCGGCGGUGAAUGGCAAGGGGGGGUUGGGGCUACUACCUACGGAUCGACAAACCUCCAUGUCGACUCUUGGAACUGAUUCCGACGUGAACAGUUCACAAGUACCUCCUUCUCCGACUCUGAACAUGCCAGCACGUCAUAUGAGCCUUGCUCACAUGAGUACUGGUAAUCUCUCGUUGUUGAAAAAUGGGUUGGAGCGAUCAGUUUUAUCUGCAAAGGACCUUAGAAACAAUGGGUCAUCGUCUGCAAAAGACUUGACGAAUAAUCAACUAUUGUCCCACAACAGACCCAGACAGAAAUCGAACAGUGCAGUGAAUCUCCAGAAUUCAUCGGGCCAACAGGAUAUCCAUAAUUUGUCUGGUCAAAAGAAUGCGCCAUGGUCUCUUCCCCAGAAAACAAAAAAACGAACGCAAUUAUUCUCUGCUCAGCUCAACGAUAGUCUCUUGAUGAUGGGGAAAAGUUUACACAAAUCAUUAUCCGACCUUGAGGACGACUUUUUAAAUAGGGAAUGGGCGGGAAUGGGUUCGUCUGGAAGCUUACCGAGCCCUGAAGUCGCAAAGAAAAAGCAUAGAUUCUUGCAUCUUUCGAACUUGCCCGGUAAAGGUGAAGCUAAAGUGCUAGAAAAAAAGAAAUCUUGGCGCCGGAAAACUCAAGAGAGGGGCGGGGACUCUCUACUUCGUCAGCUCGUUGACCUUGAAGCUACAAAAAAGGUUCCGCCGAAAUUGUCCGAUUCCGUCCAUGCCUCGGCAUUCAACCGUGCAGACCAAGCAAAGAAGUUCUGGAAGCUGUGUCAAUCCAAAAUGAUCGUUGAAAUGACGGAAGAAGAGGAGAACGAAGUAACCUUUUCCCAAGAGCUGAAAGAAGAUCCAGCCGACUCCCCAAGAAAUUCGCUUCCUCGUUUUCCUACAAACGACAGGAAGCCUCCUCACGUUCCAAGUGGGAAAGUGGACAAGUCAAGAGACUCAAGCGAGAAACGUGUGACUUCGGAAACAUACAGGCUGCAACGCUUCUUAUCCAGGCCGAAUGAAGACUUCGCUCCACCGGAGACGUCGAAGGCACCAAAGCAGACACAAUUUGAUGCUCCUCCUCUUAUGGAAAUUUCAGUGGUGACGAAUGGGCACACAAAUCAACCUAUUCCACCUGCUCCAGCUACCGGUCCACCAGGAAUCUCCCUUUCUCCUGAUGUUGUCAAGGAAGUCUUCCCCUAUCAUGUUGUCCUUGAUUCCGACUUUCGUAUUCUUCAGGUUGGGAACAGUCUGCCUCAUCUAUUUCGAAGUUUAGACGAGACUGAACCGCCCUUUAACUUCAUCGGCCGAAUCGUCAGUGAUGUUCUCAUGUGCACAGGGCCAGUUCCGAUGUACGGGAAAUGGGAUUGGUCGGUGCUUGAAAAGAUGAGAGACAAAACACUUUUCUUUGAAUCUGUUCUGACAAACUCAUCACGGAACAAAGCAAACCUGAAAGGGACAAUCAUUGAAGUUUCAGAGUCACCUCAUCAGAUAAUGCUUUCUCUCCUCCCCAACGUCAAAAAUCUGACUGAGCUAUCCAAUAUGGAUCUGUCGAUGGGAGACUUGCCACUACACAGUUGUCAAAGAGAUGCCGUUCUUCUCGGCGAGCAUAGCGCAUCCGAAGUUAAGUUGACCAAUCACCUUGACAAGCUUCACAGGGGUCUAAUCGACUCCAUGGAACAACAAAUCAAUGACAGAACGGCGGAGCUAGCUAUGGCAAAUGAAAGUUUGGAGGAAGCUAACAAGCAAAUCCAGAAACAGUCGGCAAGACAACUCGAACACUUUGCUUGCAUGUCGCACGAAAUUCGAACACCACUCAACUGUAUUGUUGGGAUGUCUUCCAUUCUUCUAGAGGAAACCCAUGCGAAAGUUGAUCCUCCGCAUGCCGAAUCUAUUCAAAUGAUAUACACCAGUGCAGAAUUGUUACGGGCAGUUGUCGACGAUGUCCUUGAUUAUGCAAAGCUUGAGUCUGGUAGUUUCGAGGUGGACAUUGGUCGUAUUGAUCUGCAAGAGAGCCUCGCUGGGGUCGCGCAUUCGAUUUCGCAGAAGAUCCAAGAAAAGAAUAUUAGACUGCGGUGCCACUUUUCACCUGACUUGCCAAGACAUACUGAGACUGACUCACGAAGGUUGCAGCAGGUUCUUUUCAAUCUCUUGGGUAAUUCUGGCAAAUUCUCUAAGAGGAACAGUGUAAUCGAUCUCAGUGUGGAACUAAUAACUCGAAAUCACAAAGGGGGCGUCAAGCGGGAUUGCAGGGAUUCAGCCAUCGUUGAUCUAGAAACUUGUGAUCUACUUCGAUUCUCCGUGAAAGAUUAUGGAAAGGGGAUUGAAAAAAAGGACUUCGAGACGAUUUUCCAGCCCUUUUCGCAGGCAAGCAAGCACACAGCAACUGUUUACGGUGGAACAGGUCUCGGGUUGAGCAUCACUUCGCAGCUCGUGAAACGACUUGGUGGUAGAAUCUCUUUGGAUUCUGAAGCAGGGAAAUUUACGGAGUUUGUUGUAGAGUUACCGUUCGACGGUGUUUUUGUAGACAAGAAAGCAAUACAAGAGAACAUGAAAAAUGUGGUCAUUAUUCUUAUUCAACCAGCGGAGAUCUACGACUACUCGUUCACUUCAUAUCCACUAAUCGAUGAACCCAAUCCAUUUGGAGACCAAGUUAUGGAUUAUUUCGGCUCACGGGCGGUUUCCUUUGCAAACUUGGAACAACUUCUUGAGCAAUCAAACCAUUUGAAAACCGGAAAUCGAGAUUGUCACUUUGCUCUAUUGGUAAACGAAAAUUUGUACGACGAUCAGUUGCUAAAUCUGGUCAAAGGAAAUUUGGGAGACCAUGAUUGUACGACGAUGACGUUUGGACCAAAGUAUGAUGUUGAGAGCACAAAAGAUGCACAUGUGAAGUCAAUACGCGGGGUCUUUCCUUGUAUACUGCUAGAUUUCAUCUCACAGAAUGUGUCAAAAACGAAACAAAAUGGUCCGAGGCUCAUUAAUGACAACUCCCCAGCUGCUGCAGAGAUUCCCGUUCAAAGUGGCGACAAGAAGACCAACACUAUAGCUGGCACCAAAAAUAGCCGUCAAGGGAGCAGUAAUGCAUCGAAAAUACUCAAAGAGAAUACGAAUGAAAAUAGUGGAAGUCUGAAGGUGCUCUAUGCUGAAGACAACAAAAUUAACCAAAAGGUUCUGACGAGAGUUCUGAAUCGAGUUGGUGUCAUGGAUGUUACAAUUGUUGACGACGGUCUGAAGGCUGUCAAUAUAUCAGAAACUACUGCUUUUGACAUAAUUUUUAUGGAUAUGCAAAUGCCAGUGAUGGAUGGUAUCGAGGCCUGCAAUCUCAUCAUUGAAAGAGACAAAAAUGCAAAGGUAGUCUUCGUUACUGCACAUGCUUUGGAUGAAUUCAAGAACAAAGCCAAGGCAGCAGGGGGCGUAGGUUUCAUAUCCAAGCCAUUCCGAGUGGAAGAUAUCAAACAAAUACUGCGGCAGUUUAAUUUUGAGUAG